CACAUACACUAUUUUUAGGAGGCUAAAACUAUCUAUAUCAAGCAGCUAAAGAAGCUGUGAAGCAUAGGCAGACAUACACAGGCAAGUCCCAACAAUAGGGGCAAAAAUAUGGAGUGCUCUGUAGAUCGUCCGGAGUUGGUACUAAUUCUUGGGUCCAAGACCGGGAGCCCUCCACAGCAAUAAUUGGCCCGACUCGCAAGUCGGACGGAUAUUACGCCGCAAGGUUGAUCAAGUGGGAGUGGCUUGCGAGAUCCUCGCCCCACACAGUUCGCAAGAUCCAUUCCACCGCAGCUAGUGAACGUUUAGGGACUUAAAUCGCCAAUUAGGUCCUUACUGCGAGAUAAUUUCCAAGGCCCUCCGAGAAGAUCCAAUAGUAUAUUCUUUUCCUAGCUGGAGCCGAGGUGAUGAUUUGGUGAUCAACCGAGCGAGCACUCAAAAGAUUCAUAAGGUACUGGACAGAAACGUGUAAAAGCCGCCGUCUCGCUUCUAAAAUAUGAGAAAGUGGAAGAUUAAACAAUAUUACACAACUGAAUAUGGCUACCGCAGGGAUUGAACGCCGUGUGGAUAUCAAAAUUGCUUCGUCCUCGAAGGACUUUAUGUGUGGAUGGCUUUACUCGUCUCAGAUAUUCACCGCAUCGAACCCCGGGCCAGCCAUUGUCUUAGCCCACGGCCUGGGUGGAACGAAAGAGCUAAAACUCGAUGUAUAUGCCGACAGUUUCAAUCAGAUAGGAUACACAUGUGUUGUCUUCGACUACCGUUGCAGCGGUGGAUCUGAGGGUCUGCCAAGAGGUCUGAUUGACUGGAAUCAACAGCAAGCGGACUGGAAAUCUGCGAUCAAAUAUACACGUCAGCUGGAGAACGUCGAUCCGAACCAAGUCGGCCUUUUUGGAACAUCUUUCAGCGGGGGCCAUGUCAUUCAGCUGGCCGCUACUGAUAAGAAUCUCAAAGCAGUCAUCUCCCAAUGUCCCUUUACUUCUGGUUGGCAGAGUACACUUUGUAAAGGGUUGGCGGCCGUCCCGAGGCUUGCAGGGCUUGCUCUGUUGGAUAUUCUCUUUGGCUCGGACAACAAGCCAAUAACUGUACCGUUGACUGGAAAGCCAAGUGAGGCGGCUCUGAUGAACGCUCCAGAUGUGCUCAGUACAUUUCCGUUACUUAUCCCUGAAGGACAUCCGUUUCAGCAACAAAUCCCUGCUCGCCUGACUUUAAAGUUUCCUCUCCUGAGACCUGGCUCUUAUGCAUCUAAUGUGGAAUGUCCGAUCCUUUUCGGUAUAUGUGGUAAAGACUCAGUUGCACCCGCAGGCCCAACUUUGGCAUAUGCGAAGACAGCCCCUCAAGGAGUGAUCAAGUGGUAUGAAACUGGUCAUUUUGAAAUCUACUAUGGUCAACCAUUCAAACAAGCUAUACAGGAUUACAAGCAGUUCCUCCUAGAAUAUUUGCCAAUUGAGCGACAGGGAGAGGCAUAACCGAACCAACCAUAACUUCGAGGGAAAGAUUUUGUGUGAGACUACGAGAAAACAAGAAUGAUAUAUCCCUGUUCAUUAAUGAGUGCGGGCUACCGCAGUUAAUACUUCCUUAUGGUCUUCUCCGGUAACCUCGUCUAUUAUACAUGUGGUGAUGGUCGGGGGUGUUGCUUUUGACACGAUGCCUGAGGCAGACUUAUUGAUAUGGGCCUCCAGAGGAGGGCCUGUAACACUCCGUAAGAUAUCAGUAGAUCCUGGUCUCUAUAUCGAAGGACCUAAUUUCCCUAUGAUGUGGUUCUCUCUUUUGACUUUUUGUUC
This is a messenger RNA of Aspergillus pseudotamarii, 1778 nucleotides long. RefSeq names its product alpha/beta hydrolase. Gene Ontology annotation, molecular function: hydrolase activity. The transcript has 2 exons. Lineage: Eukaryota; Fungi; Ascomycota; Eurotiomycetes; Eurotiales; Aspergillaceae. The record is from RefSeq and is a predicted model, not a curated record. Bases 534 to 1463 code for a protein of 309 amino acids.